Messenger RNA from Pungitius pungitius (ninespine stickleback), 1777 nucleotides. It is a transcript of the gene rexo2, whose product is annotated as small fragment nuclease. The transcript is spliced from 7 exons. Gene Ontology annotation, cellular component: mitochondrion. Gene Ontology annotation, molecular function: 3'-5'-RNA exonuclease activity; nucleic acid binding. The record is from RefSeq and is a predicted model, not a curated record. Bases 132 to 812 code for a protein of 226 amino acids. NCBI's taxonomy places the organism in Eukaryota, Metazoa, Chordata, Actinopteri, Perciformes, Gasterosteidae.
GAGGCAGACAACAUCUGCCGCUGUCGGUGCAAAACAAACACGCACGCGUAGGGAAACCAGUAGGUGUAAAAACCAGUAGGGAUGUAACACCGGCCCGGCGAGGCAGCGUUUCAUUCAUUCAUACUUCAGUGAUGUUAUGGCGAAACGUUUACCGUGUAAUUAACACAUUCACUUUCAGAUUCAGUUCAAAAGUUGACGUUCAAGUGUUCCGGCAAAUCAACAUGUUGUCCGUCGCAGUAUCUCAGAGAAUGGUUUGGGUCGACCUGGAGAUGACAGGUUUGGACAUUGAGAAGGACCAGAUCAUUGAGAUGGCCUGCAUUGUCACUGACUCCGACUUGAAUAUUCUGGCUGAGGGUCCCAACUUGAUUAUUAACCAGCCAAAAAAGCUGCUUGACGGGAUGUCAGAAUGGUGUAAAGAGCACCAUGGGAAGUCAGGACUGACGCAGGCUGUACAGGACAGUAACAUCACCCUGGAGCAGGCACAGUACGAGUUCCUGUCUUUUAUCAGACAGCACACCCCAGCUGGACAGUGUCCCCUUGCCGGAAACUCUGUGCAUGCUGACAAGAGGUUCCUGGACAAGUACAUGCCCCAGUUUAUGGAUCAUCUUCACUACCGAAUUGUUGAUGUCAGCACCAUUAAGGAACUUUGCAGGCGGUGGUUUCCAGAGGAAUUCAAAAUGGUGCCUCACAAGAAAGCAGCCCACAGGGCCUUGGAUGACAUCCACGAGAGCAUCAAAGAGCUACAGUACUACAGAGCCAACGUCUUCAAAGCCUCAGAGGACCAGAAGCAAAAGAUUGUAGAACAGCAUUAACAGUUAGCACUUUUGAAGGAAGCUAUGGAACCUGUGUUGUAUUCCCUUAUUUCUUUAACACUGUAGUUUCCUCAGUCAAUUGGAUUCAUGCGAUUGUUUCCAUUAGUUUAGUUUUCAUUUACAUUUAGCUGCUUAACGAUCCUUUGUUUCAGUAUUGGUAAAAAAAAUCAUUUUUUCAUUAAAAGGACAAAACUGUCAAAUCUGCUGUUUUGAAGCUCCUUUGUCAAAUCAUUACAAGAUCCACUUUUGUGCGGUUACUAACAUGUGUUUUGGGUGCUUAAAAUGUGUAAAGGCCUGAGGUUUUAAUGGAAACGGGAAACUGCCUUUCCGAGGCACGUCCCUUAAGAAAAUCCUAUAAACUGUAUUUUAUACAAGCUGUUUUCGAUCUAAAACGUCUUCUGGGGAAAAUGCAGCUUUGUGAUAAAUCUGUUUUUCAUGAAGAAAAUCUGAUCUUCUGAGGCACUAUGUAAACAAUAUUUACUAAAAAAAUAUUAAGUUCUAAUAGUAAAGUAGUAAAAGACAAAAAAAAAAGAACUUAACUUCUAGUGAACAAAAGCCUUGUAAAGAAAAUGCACCAUACUCUCAUUAAAAUGCUUAAAAUGUACCAAACCUGCUUAAAGCAUUUAACAACACAACGCUGGAUAAUAAUUAUUGAUAAAUUAUUGUUUAUUCUAUGUUGCAGCUAAUCUGUGUGAGUUUGGGACUGUUCACUGGCAACUUAAUGUUUAUGUUGCAGCUUGUAAUUGAGUAGUCUAAAAUAUAUAAUUGUGAAGAUCACAUAUGUCUGCCUUUGUUCCACGGCAGCAGUAAGAGAAAAACAUUUGGUUGUUUAUGUUUUACCCUUGAAUGCUGUAUGGGAAACGUUUAUUGGCGGACGUUGGGAUCGUUUGUGGGUAGUUGUUGUUGUUGUUGUUAUUAUUGUAGGAGCCAGAUCUAAUGUCAAUGUGUGGAAGGUACCAAAUUGG